AUGGCGACGACGGCAUCGGAUGGAAGCGACGUCGAGGUGGCGGCGAAGCUCCACGACGCCGACAAUGAAUGGGAGCAGCAUCCAUCGAACCCCCUCAACUGGCCGGCGUGGAAAAAGGCGCUGCAAAUCUGCUACAUAUCUUCCAUGGCCUUUACUUCCUCCGUGGCGACGUCCAUCAUGAGUCCUGCGCGAGCCCAGCUCAUGGACGAGUUCGACGUCGACAGCACGACGGCCCUCGUCCCCUUGGUCAUGUACGUUUUCGCCCUCGCCACCGGUCCCGUCGUCGCCGGUCCCGCCUCCGAGACCUUUGGCCGUCGACCCAUCUACCUCUACGGCAUGCCCCUCGGCGCGCUCUUCACCCUCGGCGCCGGCCUGACCCACAACUUUCCGGCCCUCUGCUUCCUUCGAUUCAUGGCAGGUUUCUGCUGGGCCCCUCUCCUGUCCGUCAUGGCCGCCACCAUUCAGGAGACGUUUAGGCUCCAGUCGCGAGGGCCAGCCUCUGCCGUCGCCAUCCUGUGGCCCUUUCUCGGGCCUGCCUUUGGUCCCGUCAUCGGAUCCUUCAUCGUCCACCGCAAAGGCUGGCGCUGGACGCAGUAUUGCUUAAUCUUCUUCGCCGUCUUCUGCAUCGUGCAGUCUCCGUUCAACGGCGAAACCUUUGCACCGAUCCUGAGACGGCGCCUGGCCAAGAAGCGAGGCGAAAAGGUGCCGCCGCAAGAUCCUCUGCUCGCCCGCCUGGCCGCCUUUGCCCAGGUUGGCCUCACCCGGCCGCUUCACAUGCUCUUCACCGAACCCAUUGUCACCUUCCUGAGCCUCUACGUGGCCGUCAACUUUGGCAUCCUCUUCAGCUUCUUCGCCGGCGUGCCGUACACCUUCCAGCUCGUCUAUCGCUUCUCACUCGAGCAGUCGGGGCUGAUAUUCCUAUCCAUCGCCGUCGGCUGUGUUAUCGGCCUUGUCACCAUCAUCCUCUGCGACGUGGCCAUAUAUCGUAAAAAGGCCGUCAAGCUGCCGGAGCACAGGCUGUAUCCCGCCAUAAUCUCCUGCGUCGGCUUGCCAGUCGGCUUGUUUUGGUAUGCCUGGACGGCGCGGCCGGCCAUCUCGUGGGCGAGCCCGGCCGUCGCCAUGAUCCCCUUCGCCUGGGGCAACCUCUGCGUCUUUGUCAGCGCCAUCCAGUACACGGCCGACACCUAUCACGGGAGCGUCGUCGCGAGCGCCGUGAGCGCCAACAACUUUGCGCGUUACGCUUUCGCCGGCGCCUUCCCGCUCUUCACCAUUCAAAUGUAUAGCGCGCUCGGUGUCGACUGGGCGACGAGCUUGCUCGCCUUCGUCUCCUUGGCUCUCCUGCCAAUCCCAUGGAUCCUGUUCAAGUAUGGACCCACGAUACGAGCGAAAAGCCGGUACAACGGUGGCGAAUACGCGAAGCCCGCUGGACGAGUUCAACAAAGUGAUGCAUAG
This is a messenger RNA of Drechmeria coniospora, 1452 nucleotides long. RefSeq names its product major facilitator superfamily transporter. The transcript is spliced from 4 exons. Bases 1 to 1452 code for a protein of 483 amino acids. NCBI's taxonomy places the organism in Eukaryota, Fungi, Ascomycota, Sordariomycetes, Hypocreales, Ophiocordycipitaceae. The record is from RefSeq and is a predicted model, not a curated record. Gene Ontology annotation, biological process: transmembrane transport; spermine transport; spermidine transport. Gene Ontology annotation, molecular function: spermidine transmembrane transporter activity; spermine transmembrane transporter activity.